This is a messenger RNA of Aspergillus pseudoviridinutans, 588 nucleotides long. Its product is annotated as Yae1 family protein. Bases 1 to 588 code for a protein of 195 amino acids. Lineage: Eukaryota; Fungi; Ascomycota; Eurotiomycetes; Eurotiales; Aspergillaceae. The transcript has a single exon. The record is from RefSeq and is a predicted model, not a curated record.
AUGGAAAAAAAUAUACUUGACAGUCUCCUCGACCUGGAAGAGGAAUUCUACCAAGAGGGCUAUAACUUGGGUGCAACUGAUGGUGCCCAGGCUGGUUACACUGAAGGAAGCGUAUUUGCCGUUGAAAAAGGCUUCGAAAAGUUUUUUGAAUUGGGAAGAUUAUAUGGCAAAGCACUCGUCUGGGCCCAGAGACUCGCACAUUCUGACUCCUCCCGGAAUUCGUCACUGGAGAGUGAUAAAACAGAUACCCGCAAGUCUCAGCCAUAUAAUGAGGAUGACCUUCUCUUAGAACCAUUCGUAUGCAAGGAGAUGCUGCCUCUUCCCGCCAGUUCACGGCUGGCCAAAAACCUCGAGAUUCUACUCGAAUUAGUUGAUCCAGCUUCGUUGCCUAUGGAGAACACGGAAGAAGCUGUCACAGAUGUUGAUGAGCGUCUUAAGGGCGCUACAAUCAAGGCUAAGCUUAUCCAGCGAGCGCUUGGAGAACGGGAGGACGGUUCAGACAUCCAUCCGGACGUCAAGGAUGCCCAGGUAGCCGGUGAUGGAACAGGGAGCAUUGAGGACAUUAGCUCACUGAGCAUUCGCCAUUAG